GCGCGACAAACGUGACUGCGCGUCAACCCGGCGCAAGCACCCCGCAGUAGCCGACAAACGCCCCGGAUGCUCCACUUUGCCUUGCACCGAACACCGCACCGACUAACUUCAUGUAGCUGAGAUGACGGACGCCACUAUAGGCGCGCCGGCACCCAAGAAGCGGUCCCUGUUCAAGCGAGCAGCCUGGCAAGAUGCUGCAAAGAAGGAAAACGAGGACAUUUUCAGCCAUUCCAACGAAUUUAAGGAUAUAAUCGCAGAGGAAAAUAGGACAAAAGAAGAAGAGAAAAGGAAGCAAGCGGAGGCAAAGAGGAAAGCUGAAGCAGAGGAAAGGCGUGAACAAGCUGAGAAGCAGGACAAGAAGGGCAAGAGACGGAAGGUUUCUAUCGACCACGAUGAACCACAAUUGCUCCGCAGUGGGUCUUCAGACUUGGGGAUAACAAGCACAUCACAAAGCCAAGAACGGAGCAAGACAUCCCACUCUCCUGCUGCACCCGCGCUACCACCAAAUUCUCUCACUGCGCGCUACGAUACUGUCGCGAGGUCGACCCGAAGUCAGGGCUUGAGAGCAGCGCCUGUCAUAGUCGAUCUUGGCGGCUCAGACGACGAGGAAGAUGUGUAUCAUUCGAACUCGUUCGGCGGUAACACAUGGGACGAUACAACAUCAGGCGUCGAAAAAAAUCACCGCGUGGCUUUGCGCCCGUCGAAAGCCACGCCGUUAGAUGUCGACGAUCUAGAGGAGGUCCAAGACCCAGAGCUUGCAGCCAUUGAGGCGAGAGCGCGCGCAAGAGCAGCAGCCAAAAGAGCAGCAGCAGCAAACGGGAGUAAGGCCCCUGUCGCACAGCUGCUAAUAGACUCGGAGCUACCCAAUACAAACCCCCUGAUGGUCAAAGUGCGCAUCGACACCACCAUCGAGAAACCCCGCGAGGCAUGGUGCGCGCGGCAAAACUUCUCGCCCGAAAUGACGCGCAACGUCUUCUUCACCUGGCGCGGCACCCGUCUGUACGACAGCACCACGAUCAAGCGCCUGGGCAUCAAGAUCGACGACCACGGCAACCUCUCUCUCGAGGGCGACGACUCCAUCUACGACGACCACACGACGCCCAAAAUCCACGUCGAGGCCUGGACCGACGAGACGCUGGCCCAGCACAAGCGCGCCGCCGCCGCCGAAGCAGAAGCCGCCCGCAAAGCCGUCGAGGCCACGCCCGUCGCCGAGGCGCGCACUCCAACGCCCACCCCCGAGCCCGAGGCGAAGAAGUAUCGGCUGUUUCUGAAGGCGAAGGGGCUCGAGGACUUCAAGCUGCAGGUGCGCCCCGACACGACGCUCGAGCGCCUCGCAGACGCGUUCCGGACGGCGCGCAGUGUCCCCGCCUCGCAGCCGCUGACGCUGAUGUUCGAUGGCGAGCGCUUGUCGCCGAUGGACACGAUUGAGGACACGGAGCUUGAGGAUAUGGAUUCGAUUGAUGUGCUGCUCAAGUGAGCGGCGCGUAUGUGUUUGACACUAUCUGGCUGGCGUUUAUCAGGGGCAUUGCGAGCGCGGUGUUGGGGUGCGAUAUUCUGGUGUGCAUUGCCAGCGUCUGGUUUUAGCUACGGGUUGGUGUUGCAUGGAUACCACACAUUGACAUACGCAAACCAAUAAUAAAUUAACGUCGACUCGAUGAAGACGGCAUUGCAUGA
Boeremia exigua is the source of this 1674-nucleotide messenger RNA. Its product is annotated as ubiquitin-2 like Rad60 SUMO-like-domain-containing protein. Gene Ontology annotation, cellular component: septin ring; nucleus. Lineage: Eukaryota; Fungi; Ascomycota; Dothideomycetes; Pleosporales; Didymellaceae. The coding region runs from base 122 to 1477 and encodes 451 amino acids. The record is from RefSeq and is a predicted model, not a curated record. Gene Ontology annotation, biological process: protein sumoylation. The transcript is spliced from 2 exons. Gene Ontology annotation, molecular function: protein tag activity; ubiquitin-like protein ligase binding.